Messenger RNA from Medicago truncatula (barrel medic), 4447 nucleotides. RefSeq names its product ABC transporter C family member 3. Gene Ontology annotation, biological process: transmembrane transport. Gene Ontology annotation, molecular function: ATP hydrolysis activity; ABC-type transporter activity; ATP binding. The record is from RefSeq and is a predicted model, not a curated record. NCBI's taxonomy places the organism in Eukaryota, Viridiplantae, Streptophyta, Magnoliopsida, Fabales, Fabaceae. Bases 365 to 4285 code for a protein of 1306 amino acids. The transcript has 10 exons. Gene Ontology annotation, cellular component: membrane.
CUACCACAUGUGGAAUAUCUUCUUCACUGCACCUAGUGGUUGUGUCAUGGCUAUAGAAGUAAGUGAUUUUAGACCAUAGCCCUUGUUUCUACUUUCUUGUACUACAAACUUAAACUGUUAUUUAUUUUUUUGUCCAUGUUAUAGGUUCGAAGUAUAUACAUCGUAUGUAUUUAUCCGCGUUUGGAUACACAAGAUAGAUUCUUCUACUUGAGAAUGAAUUUUUUUCAUACACAAAAGCUACUAUUCGAACUUUUGACCACUUGCUAAAGGUAUUCAUGUCUCUUACCACUCGAACCGAUCCAUUCCCCUAAUUAGCUUCAUUGUUCGUGUCUAACCUUGUUAUGAUGGAACUUUUGUUAACAAUAUGACUAAACUUGCCCCUCUUGAAGAAUCCCUUUUGAAUGGUGAAGCUAGUGUAAGCAACAACAAUUCUGAUUCCAAAAAGACACUAAGAAAUGAAAGUUCAACCAGUUAUUCAAAUGCUGGAUUUUUCAGCAUUCUUACAUUCUCAUGGAUGACUCCACUAAUAGCUUUAGGCAAUAAAAAGACUUUAAACCAUGAAGACCUUCCAUUGCUUUCUACCAAUGACUGUGCCAAUGGAACUUUUACAACUUUUAGAAACAAGCUUGAGUUGGAGUGUGGUAAUGUUAGGAAUGUGACCACUAUUAACCUCGCCAAGGUGUUGUUCUUCUCGACAUGGCAAGGGAUUCUUCUAUCUGGCUUUUUUGCAUUGUUGUACACAUGUGCUUCUUAUGUAGGACCCUACCUUAUAGACAAUCUUGUUCAAUAUCUCAAUGAUGAAAACAAGGCUAAAAAUGAAGGCUAUAUUUUGGCUAUGAUGUUUGUUGGGGCAAAGCUUGUCGAAUGUCUUUCUCAGAAGCACUGGAUGUUUAAGUUCCAACAGGUUGGUGUUAGGAUACAAUCAAUGUUGGUGUCAAUAAUCUAUGCUAAAGGUUUGACCCUUUUGUAUCAAUCGAAAGAGGGAUACAGCAGCGGUGAAAUCAUCAACUUAAUGACUGUUGAUGCUGAAAGGAUAGGUGAAUUUUGUUGGUAUAUGCAUGAAACAUGGAGGGCUGUUCUGCAAGUUUCUUUGGCUUUGUUUAUACUUCAUAGAAGUGUAGGGAAUGCUUCGCUAGCAGCUUUUGCCGCCACUGUAGUUGUGAUGUUGCUAAACCAUCCUAUGGCAUCACUGCAAGAGAAGUUUCAAGGUAAGUUAAUGGAAUUUAAAGAUAAAAGAAUGAAGGCGACGUCUGAGAUUCUAAUGAACAUGAGGAUUCUUAAACUUCAAGCAUGGGAGUUGAAGUUCUUAUCAAAGAUUAUUCAUCUUAGGAAGUUAGAGGAGAUAUGGCUAAAGAAAUUUCUUGGCUGUACAGCAAUUGUUAGAUUUCUCUUCUUCAAUGCUCCGACGUUUCUUGCUGUGGCAACUUUCGGUUCUUGUGUUCUUCUAAGCAUUCCACUUGAAUCAGGAAAGAUCUUAUCCGCUCUUGCAACAUUCAGACUUCUUCAAAUGCCUGUCUAUAAUCUUCCAGAUACAAUUUCAAUGAUUGCACAAACCAAGGUUUCUCUUAUUAGGAUUGUUGCAUUUCUUCGCUUAGAUGAUUUGCAGGUCGAUGUAGUGGAGAAGCUGCCACGAGGUAAUUCUGAUAUAGCAAUUGAAAUAGUAGAUGGGAAUUUCUCUUGGGAUUUAUAUUCUGUCAAUACAACAUUGAACAACAUAAAUCUAAGAGUUUUUCAUGGCAUGAGGGUUGCUGUUUGUGGCACGGUUGGAUCAGGCAAGUCGAGUUUAAUUUCUUGUAUAAUUGGGGAAAUACCGAAGAUAUCUGGGAACUUGAAGGUUUUUGGAACAAAGGCUUUUAUUGCUCAAUCACCAUGGAUACAGAGUGGCAAGAUAGAAGAGAAUAUACUAUUUGGUAGAGAGAUGGAUAGGGAAAAGUAUAAGAAGGUUCUAGAAGCAUGUUCAUUGAAGAAAGACCUCGAGGUUUUACCAUUUGGUGAUCAGACCAUUAUUGGAGAGAAGGGAAUCAAUUUGAGUGGUGGACAGAAGCAAAGACUACAAAUCGCUCGUGCUCUUUACCAAGAUGCUGAUAUAUAUCUGCUCGAUGAUCCCUUUAGUGCAGUUGAUGCUCAUACAGGAUCCCAUCUCUUUAAGGAGUGUUUGCUUGGCCUUUUGAAAACAAAAACAGUGAUAUAUAUAACACAUCAAGUAGAGUUCUUACCUGAUGCUGAUCUGAUACUUGUCAUGAAAGAAGGAAGAAUAACACAAUCAGGAAAAUACAAUGACAUUCUUACAUCGGGAACAGAUUUCAUGGAACUUGUAGGCGCACAUAGAGCAGUGUUGCCUUCAGUUAAGUCCUUAGAGAGAAGGAAUACAUUUAAAAAAUCGAGUAUUACCGAGGAAGACACAGUUUUAUCGAGUGAUUUUGAACUUGAGCAAGAAGUGGAAAACAUAGGUGAUCGAAAAGGAAAGUUAGAUGACACAGUUAAGCCAAAAGGACAACUUGUUCAAGAUGAAGAACGAGAAAAGGGUAGAGUUGAGUUUAAAGUGUUCUGGAAAUACAUCACAACAGGUUAUGGAGGAGCUCUGGUACCUAUUAUAUUUCUUUCACAAAUACUCACUGUGGUUUUACAGAUUGCAAGCAAUUAUUGGAUGGCUUUGGCAACUCCUGUUUCAGCAACCGCAGAACCUGAAAUUGGAAAUCUUACUCUUAUGGUUGUCUAUGUUUCUUUGGCGGUUGGAAUUUCCUUUACCACCUUUGCUAGAGCAGGUCUUGUUGUGAUAGCUGGAUACAAAGCCGCCACAAUGCUCUUCAAUCAAAUGCAUUUGAGCUUUAUUAGAGCACCGAUGUCGUUUUUUGAUGCGACACCAAGUGGACGAAUUCUUAAUAGAGCUUCAACAGACCAAAGUGCAAUAGAUAUUAGGGUUCCAAAUGUAGCAUGGGGAUUUACCUACAGUCUUGUUCAGCUUUUGGGAACUGUUGUUGUGAUGUCUCAAGUUGCAUGGCAGGUGUUGAUAGUAUUGAUUCCUGUCAUGGCAGCUGGCAUAUGGUACCAGCGAUACUACUCUUCAUCAGCACGUGAGUUAUCACGAUUAACUGGUGUAUGUCAAGCUCCAGUUAUACAACAUUUUUCUGAAACAAUUUCUGGAUCAACAACUAUAAGAAGUUUUGAGCACGAAUCAAGAUUUCAUGAAAUGAAUAUGCAAUUGAUAGACAAAUAUUCACAACCUAAAUUAUACACUGCUAGUGUAGUGGAAUGGCUGAGUUUCAGAUUGGAUCUUUUAUCCUCUACACUAUUUGCAUUCUACUUGGUUUUCUUGGUAUCUUUUCCAAGUUCAAUUGCUGAUCCUAGUAUUGCGGGAUUGGCCGUGACAUAUGGGAUUAACCUAAAUGCUGUACAAUCAAACUUAAUUUCAUUUCUUUGCAAUUUGGAGAACAAAAUUAUAUCUGUAGAAAGAAUACUUCAGUACACCUCUAUCCCAAGUGAAGCACCUCUUGUAACAAAAGAGAGUCAACCAGAUCAUUCUUGGCCAUCAUUUGGCGAGGUUCAUAUCCAGGAUUUACAGGUUCGAUAUGCUCCUCACUUGCCUCUUGUUUUACGCGGACUCACUUGCACUUUUACUGCUGGAGCGAAAGCUGGCAUUGUGGGAAGAACAGGAAGUGGAAAAACAACACUAGUGCAAGCACUUUUCAGACUUGUUGAACCUGUUGCAGGACAAAUAUUGAUAGACAACAUCAACGUCUCGUUGAUUGGGAUCCAUGAUUUACGGUCCAGACUAAGCAUAAUCCCUCAAGAUCCAACGAUGUUUGAAGGGACUGUUAGAAGUAACCUCGACCCGCUCGAAGAGUACACAGAUGAACAGAUUUGGGAGGCUCUAGAUAUGUGUCAACUUGGUGAUGAAGUGAGGAAGAAAGAAGGAAAGCUGCACUCCACAGUUACUGAGAAUGGAGAAAAUUGGAGCAUGGGUCAAAGGCAGUUGGUGUGCCUCGGUCGUGUUCUCCUUAAGAAAAGCAAAAUUUUGGUUCUUGAUGAAGCUACUGCAUCAGUUGACACAGCUACAGAUAAUAUUAUUCAACAAACACUUAAGAAACAUUUUUCUGAUUGCACAGUCAUUACCAUUGCUCAUAGAAUCACUUCAAUCCUCGACAGCGACAUGGUUUUGUUUCUCAGUGAAGGGCUUAUUGAGGAAUAUGAUUCACCAAAGAAGUUGCUUAAGGACAAAUCCUCAUCUCUUGCUCAACUAGUUGCAGAGUACACAAGGAGGUCAAGCACUGGUUUUGGAAGUUGAGAGUGAAACUGAACAUAAAUUAAAGUAGACUAGAAGUUAUACGUUGUAAUAAGGAUAGAAAUUUAAGAAUAAUGUAGUUUAUGUUUGUAUUUUGUAAGUGUUGCUGAAUAUUAUAUGUAACAGAAAUUGCGUGUCAAUUGGACUCUUAUUCUUAUAGCUCAA